UUGCCAUUUUUUUCUUCCCUCUCCAGGGUUUAUCUGGCAACACAAUGCUUGGCGUGAGCCAUGUGGUCACUACAAGUGUCGGGAUGUGUGAUAUCGACAUCAGGCCAGGUCUCUAUGGGAGUGUGAUUGUAGCAGGAGGGAACACCCUACUACAGAGCUUUACAGACAGACUAAAUAGAGAACUGUCUCAGAAAACACCUCCGAGCAUGCGACUGAAGUUGAUAGCGAACAAUACAACAGUAGAGCGAAGGUUUAGUUCCUGGAUUGGUGGAUCCAUUUUGGCUUCUUUGGGGACCUUCCAGCAGAUGUGGAUCUCCAAGCAAGAAUACGAAGAAGGAGGGAAGCAAUGUGUAGAAAGAAAAUGCCCAUAAAAACCUGGUUUUUUUAUUAUUAAAAAAGACAGCUGCCUUCCCCAGCGCUUCUAAUAUUGGAUAGCUUUAGCAUACUCAGGAAUCCAAAGUUUUGUGUCUCUUUUGUAGGAAAUGUAUACUUUUUUGUGCAUUCUGCAAUCUCCCAUUUUUAACAAACCAUAGGUAUUUUAAAAGGCCAACAUUAUUCUGUCACAGCAGAUGGAUGCCCGCAUCCUUGUAAAUGCAAUAACUCUUAUACAAACUCUUUUUAUAAUUUUUGUAUAGAUAUAUAUUUUCUGCAAAAUUCCCGUCCCCCCACUGGAAACAAAGCUAUAAACUGUGGAUGUAAUCUCCUGCCUUUCUGAGAAAUGUGUCUACUUUCAGACUAGUCUUCCUUGUUACGUUGGCCUUAAUAAAUUCCUCUAGUUUGUCUUAGA
Messenger RNA from Podarcis muralis (Common wall lizard), 787 nucleotides. NCBI's taxonomy places the organism in Eukaryota, Metazoa, Chordata, Lepidosauria, Squamata, Lacertidae. The record is from RefSeq and is a predicted model, not a curated record.